ACCUCUUGUUUGCUGCUUCUUCCCUUUCUCUUUCUACUCGUACAUCUCCCUCAGGCUUCGCCACAGCUGCUCAAAGGGUGUGGGUUCUCCGCCAUCUACAAUUUCGGCGAUUCCAUGUCCGACACGGGCAAUGCCCUCAUGCAAUUCGACUUCGUCGGCUCAGGGAAGCACCCAUAUGGGAUGUUUGUCGGCGACGAGAAGCCGACCGACAAGUUCUCUGACGGCUACCUCCUCAUUGACCGUAUCGGUCACGCCUACGAGCUGAUUGCAAGCAAAGUGAUUCAGUGGAUCUCCCAUUACUCUCGACUGCACCAAGGAAUGGAUGUCGUCGCAGCCCACAAAUCCACUAGCUCCAAAUCUAAUGGGGGCCUUCUUCCUGGUAGCAUCGUCCAUGAGUAGCUGUGGUUGCCAUUUGCUGUAGUGAUUGCUAUCUUCUUAUUCCUAGUUAAUGUGAUGUGAUGUGAGGACUGUGGGCUUUAUUUGACUAAGUUUUUUUUAUCAGAAUCGUAGAAGGUAUUUUUCAUUAUUAACAUGUGAGUAAUACGAGUAAUACUAUUUUAUACUACGAGUAUUGUUAUAUAAUUGGGCAAAAUCAUUUUUUUUUUAUCAGAGUCGUAGAGUUUAGGUAUUUUUCCAUAUUAGUGU
Linum tenue is the source of this 645-nucleotide messenger RNA. Lineage: Eukaryota; Viridiplantae; Streptophyta; Magnoliopsida; Malpighiales; Linaceae. The record is from the annotation of a GenBank genome assembly.